GGGAGUGCGCGCUGAACUGAGCAUGUUCGCGCCCGCCAGCCAGGGCCGCAGCCACAGCCGCAGGGACGGCAGCCGGGAGAGCCACCGCGCAUUAUGCAAAACGGCAGCAGAUGUGAGCGGGGCCAGCUGGGUGCUCCUCGGCCUCCCCUCCCAACGGCCGGCCCAGCUGCCUGAAUUGUCCCGGACACUCCCCUGGCCCUCUCCAGGGCCGAGAUGGCCUGAGUACCCCAAGGCGCGGCGGCGCAGUCUUGGGGUUGAAACAUGGGGAACCAGGAUGGGAAGCUGAAGAGAAGCGCAGGUGAUGCCUCCCACGAAGGCGGCGGAGCCGAGGAUGCCGUGGGGCCCAGGGAUGCGGAAACCACAAAGAAGGCGAGCGGGAGCAAGAAGGCGCUCGGCAAGCACGGCAAGGGGGGAGGGGGCAGCGGGGAGACCAGCAAGAAGAAGAGCAAGUCGGAUUCUAGAGCCUCGGUGUUUUCCAACCUGCGGAUCAGAAAGAACCUGACCAAGGGGAAAGGUGCCGGCGACUCGCGGGAGGAUGUGCUGGACUCGCAGGCCCUGCCGAUCGGGGAGCUGGACAGCGCUCACUCCAUAGUCACCAAGACCCCGGAGCUCAGCCUCUCCGCUGAGGAAACAGGCCUUUCGGAUACCGAGUGUGCUGACCCUUUCGAGGUGAUCCAUCCCGGUGCUUCUAGGCCUGCCGAGGCUGGGCUAGGGAUCCAGGCGACCGCGGAGGAUUUGGAAACUGCGGCUGGAGCGCAAGAUGGACAAAGGACCAGUUCUGGUUCAGACACGGACAUCUACAGCUUCCACUCCGCUACGGAGCAGGAGGAUUUGCUCUCAGACAUCCAGCAGGCAAUACGCCUGCAGCAGCAGCAGCAACAGCAGCAACAGAAGCUGCUGCUCCAGGACUCCGAGGAGCCUGCAGCGCCCCCCACUGCCAUCUCCCCUCAGCCUGGGGCCUUUCUGGGCCUGGACCAGUUCUUGCUGGGACCUAGCAGCGAGGCUGAAAAGGACACAGUACAGGCACUACCGGUGAGACAUGACUUGCCGGAGACCACCAAGUCUCCGGUGCCUGAGCAUCCUCCGUCUUCCGGAAGCCACUUGGCAUCUGAGACACCCGGCUAUGCGACCGCCCCCUCCGCAGUCACAGACUCGCUCUCAUCACCAGCCUUCACCUUUCCUGAGGCUGGGCCAGGGGAGGGCGCCGCCGGAGUUCCCGUGGCUGGAACUGGGGACACAGAUGAGGAGUGCGAGGAGGAUGCUUUUGAGGAUGCCCCCCGCGGCUCUCCUGGGGAGGAAUGGGUCGCACAGGUGGAAGAAACCUCCCAGAGGCUGGAGGAAGAGCCAGAGGAGGGGAUGCGAGAACCCAUUACCUCGGCAGUAGCUUCCUUGCCUGGCAGCCCUGCGCCUAGCCCACGCUGCUUCAAACCUUACCCACUCAUCACCCCCUGCUACAUCAAGACCACCACUAGGCAGCUCAGCUCUCCCAAUCAUUCCCCGUCCCAGUCCCCCAACCAGAGUCCUAGGAUUAAAAAGCGACCGGACCCUUCCGUGAGCCGGAGCCCCAGAACCGCCUUGGCCUCUGCUGCGGCCCCAGCAAAAAAGCACCGGUUGGAAGGUGGCCUCGCGGGCGGCCUCAGCCGCUCAGCCGACUGGACCGAGGAGCUAGGCGUCCGUACGCCAGGGGCAGGAGGCUCGGUGCACCUGCUGGGGCGCGGGGCUACUGCGGAUGACAGUGGUGGUGGGUCCCCUGUGCUAGCCGCCAAGGCACCUGGGGCUCCCGCGACUGCUGAUGGCUUUCAGAACGUGUUCACAGGGCGAACACUGUUGGAGAAGCUGUUUAGCCAGCAGGAAAACGGGCCUCCAGAAGAAGCAGAGAAGUUCUGCUCCCGGAUCAUUGCCAUGGGCCUUCUACUUCCUUUUAGUGACUGCUUCAGGGAACCGUGUAAUCAGAACGCUGGGUCGAGUUCAGCUCCAUUUGAUCAAGAUCAACUUUACACCUGGGCUGCAGUUAGUCAACCCACACAUUCGAUGGAUUACAGCGAAGGGCAGUUUCCCAGGAGAGAACCAUCCAUGUGGCCACCAUCCAAACUUCCUGACGAAGAGCCCAGUCCUAAGGACGUUGACACAGAACCUCAGUCCUCUGUCUUGGAAAGCCCGAAAAAAUGCUCAAACAGUGUCCAGCAGGAAGCUUUCGAUGUGCAGUCUGAAGGACAGGCAACCGUAAUUCAGCAACUGGAACAGACCAUUGAGGAUCUGCGUACAAAAAUAGCUGAGCUAGAAAAGCAAUAUCCAGCCCUGGAUUUGGAGGGACCCAGAGGCCUCUCAGGACUUGAGAAUGGAUUGACAGCCUCCGCAGAUGUCAGUCUAGAUGCUCUUGGAUGGCAUGGGAAGGUUGCACAGCCUCCAAGGACUCUUGAGGCAAAAUCAAUACAGACUUCCCCAACAGAAGAGGGUAGAAUCCUGUCAUUACCACCUCCAAAGGCACUACCUGAGGGUCUUCCAGGGCUCCCUGCAGCUGCAAGUGGAGAGUCAGCUCUUCUAACCUCACCCUCUGGACCUCAGACAAAAUUCUGUUCAGAAAUUUCUCUGAUUGUGUCCCCAAGGAGAAUAUCAGUACAGCUGGAUGCCCAACUAGCCAUGCAGAGUGCAUCACAACUACCACCACCUCCUUCUCUCCUUGGAUCUGAUAGUCAGGGACAGCCCUUCCAAACUUCUCUGCAUACUGAGUUGGAAACCAGCCAUGAACAUUCUGUUUCCUCCUUUGAAAACAACUGUAACGUCCCACCCGCACCACCUCUGCCUUGUACAGAGUCCUCCAGUUUCAUGCCUGGCCUGGGCAUGGCAAUUCCCCCACCUCCCUGUCUCUCUGACAUAUCAGUGCCUGCUCUGCCCAGUCCUACCACCCCAACCCUACAACUUACCAGUCUACAGGGACCAGAAAUGCUGCCAGCCCCUCCCCCACCUCCUCCUCUCCCUGGAGUAGGAAUACCUCCUCCCCCUGGGGUGGGAAUACCCCCUCCUCCUCCUCUUCCUGGGGUGGGAAUACCUCCUCCUCCUCCUCCUCUUCCUGGGGUGGGAAUACCCCCUCCUCCUCCUCUUCCUGGAGUGGGAAUACCCCCACCUCCUCCACUUCCAGGAGUGGGAAUACCCCCUCCCCCUCCUCCACUUCCAGGAGUGGGAAUACCCCCUCCCCCUCCUUUACCUGGAGUGGGCAUACCCCCUCCUCCUGCUCUACCUGGAUUUGCCAUUCCUCCACCACCUCCUCUACCAGGUAUGGGGGUUCCACCUCCAGCCCCACCUCCACCUGGGGCAGGCAUCCCUCCACCCCCACUGUUGCCUGGCUCAGGCCCUCCACCCUCUUCACAAGUUGGGAGCAGCACUUUACCAGCAGCACCUCAAGGGUGUGGAUUUCUUUUUCCUCCAUUGCCAACUGGCUUGUUCGGAUUAGGGAUGAAUCAGGACAGAGUGGCUAGGAAGCAGCCAAUUGAGCCUUGCCGGCCAAUGAAACCUCUCUAUUGGACGAGAAUUCAACUCCAUAGUAAAAGAGACUCCAGCCCUUCGCUUAUUUGGGAGAAGAUUGAAGAGCCAUCUAUAGACUGUCAUGAAUUUGAAGAACUAUUUUCUAAAACUGCAGUAAAGGAAAGAAAGAAACCCAUUUCUGACACAAUUUCAAAGACAAAGGCCAAACAAGUUGUCAAGUUGCUUAGCAACAAAAGAUCACAAGCAGUAGGAAUUCUAAUGUCUAGUCUUCAUUUAGAUAUGAAAGACAUACAACAUGCUGUUGUGAACUUGGAUAACUCUGUGGUGGACCUGGAGACCCUUCAAGCCCUCUAUGAGAAUAGAGCACAGUCAGAUGAACUAGAAAAAAUUGAAAAGCACAGUCGAUCUUCCAAAGACAAGGAAAAUGCCAAGUCUCUGGACAAACCUGAACAGUUCCUGUAUGAGCUUUCACUAAUCCCCAACUUCUCAGAGCGGGUCUUCUGUAUCCUAUUUCAGUCCACAUUUUCAGAGAGCAUUUGCUCAAUUCGUCGCAAGUUGGAAUUGCUACAAAAACUGUGUGAGACCUUAAAAAAUGGCCCAGGAGUCAUGCAGGUCCUGGGUUUGGUUCUAGCCUUUGGGAACUAUAUGAAUGCUGGGAACAAGACCCGGGGACAGGCAGAUGGCUUUGGAUUAGACAUUCUGCCCAAGCUGAAGGAUGUCAAAAGCAGCGACAACAGCAGAAGCCUUUUGUCUUAUAUUGUUUCUUAUUAUCUUCGAAAUUUUGAUGAGGAAGCUGGCAAAGAGCAGUGUGUCUUCCCACUGGCGGAACCACAGGAGUUGUUCCAGGCCUCCCAGAUGAAGUUUGAAGACUUCCAGAAAGACCUCAGGAAACUAAAGAAAGACCUGAAAGCCUGUGAGGUGGAAGCAGGUAAAGUGUACCAGGUGUCCUCUGAAGAGCACAUGCAGCCUUUCAAGGAAAACAUGGAGCAGUUCAUCAGUCAAGCUAAAAUUGACCAAGAGUCACAAGAGACUGCCCUGACAGAGACUCAUAAAUGCUUUUUGGAGACCACAGCCUACUACUUCAUGAAACCAAAGCUUGGAGAGAAGGAGGUGUCCCCAAAUGUUUUCUUCAGUGUCUGGCAUGAAUUCAGCUCUGACUUUAAAGAUGCUUGGAAAAAAGAGAACAAACUGAUUCUGCAAGAGAGAGUCAAGGAAGCUGAGGAACUGUGUAAGCAGAAAAAAGGAAAAUCGCUCUAUAAAGUAAAACCAAGACAUGACUCUGGGAUUAAAGCAAAGAUAAGCAUGAAAACUUAAUCUGUGAUCAGAACAGCAGAAGAAACCAAGACAUUGAAACAACUUGCUCAGCAUCCACCUGACCUGAAGGAGGGGAGGAAGCUCCAUCCUCCUAAUCAUUUUCCUCUGAACCUCUUGCAUAAUCUUCAUGUUUUCUAGACAGUUUGUUGAUUGUUAAAUUUUACUGUAUGUUCCUUUAAGAUGACAAAAGCAGUAGACCUGCCGAGAAUUGGACACCUUCCCUUUUUGUAAACAUUGUGGUGUUGUACCAACAGACCUAAGUGGCACAUCUAAGAGGAACUAUCUGCAUUAAUUCUGAACACGAUGAACCUUAACCUACGGUUUCCUUUUGUGAGAUUCUUUCUUGUUGCAGCAAAAAUAUUUUCCUUUUUACUGAUAACCAGAACUCCAUAUCGAUGUGGUUAGACUUGUGAGUAAACUUUGUUCCUAGUGAAUUCUUUGUAUCUACUUGACUUCUGCUUAUACAGUGUCUAUUUGAGAAGUAAAUACCAUCUUUAUGUCAUGA
Messenger RNA from Mastomys coucha (southern multimammate mouse), 5302 nucleotides. It is a transcript of the gene Fmn2, whose product is annotated as formin 2. The transcript is spliced from 19 exons. The coding region runs from base 262 to 4797 and encodes 1511 amino acids. The record is from RefSeq and is a predicted model, not a curated record. Gene Ontology annotation, cellular component: nucleus; endoplasmic reticulum membrane; cytoplasm. Gene Ontology annotation, biological process: intracellular transport. NCBI's taxonomy places the organism in Eukaryota, Metazoa, Chordata, Mammalia, Rodentia, Muridae.